UGAAGAGGAUGAAGGCCACAGACAGCAGCGUCAGCACCGCCCCGAACACCUCCAGCACCCCGCCGCUCCUCCUUCCUCCAUCUGCCGUCAACAGAGGCAACAAGAGAUGAGGCUCUAUAACUACACGGAAACAUUCUUGUGUCGCUGUGACAUACCAACUGGUUUUCUUCUGCCUUUGUGCUCUUUCACUCGGCUGAGGCACCCACAUGUGUUGAGCACUGACCUCCCUCACCCACCAGACUUCAGCGAACAAAAUCCACCAUCAGCACCACAUCUGGACAUCUAUGGCGCCUGUGCUGAAGCUCAGGGGGGGUGCAGAGCCACUGUUCUCAGACGUUUAUCUGUGCUGAGAAAGCAGAAGGUGGUGAGACGUGCGGUGGAUGCCUGUCCGUUGCAGUCUCUCGUCACCAUGGCAGCAGCUCUGCCGGUCUGUUACCACGGCGCCAUCAGCAGGAAGGAGUGUGAGGAUCUGCUGGGAAAGAAGAACAAGGACGGAGCCUACCUGAUCCGGGACAGCGAGACCAUCCAGGGGGCCAUGUGUCUGUGUGUUUAUAAACAGAAGGUGGUGUAUACCUACAGACUGCUGCAGACACACACUGGACACUAUACUGUCACGACCGCAGGAGGUUUGGAGGAGACAUUUUUUAAGACUCUGGACGAUCUGAUCCGUCACUAUAAACGGAGGAACCAGGGCCUCGCCAUGCACCUGCGCCACUCGGUCAAAAGGAAGACGGCCAUGUUGAUCCAUCCCCGUAGACCACCUGAACAGGAGCCGCAGAGUAUGGAGGUGUCUUUACCCGAAGCGGACCAUGACUAUGAGAAUGCUCCUGACUCGUCUGAAUACGUCGAAGUCUUGCCACCCUGAACAAAUCUGACUUUGACAUUUGGCAUCAAAUGCAUGAGGAGGGUGACAAAAACUCUGGACUGUGGACACGUAAAAGAGGACGACAGGUUUACAGACUGAAUCCAGUUCAGAAUAGGAACAAAUGGACAGAUGCUGAAGAUCUUCAUCUGGUUGUACUCCGGCAACAACAAGUUGUUGUUGUUGGAAAAAUGUGAAGCCUUUUGCUGACAAGGCACAACUCAGGGUUUUAUCAAAUUAGUAAUUGAGUCUUAAACUCUUGAUAAAUGGCACUUUUUCUAUCUAUAUACAUAUACAUACAUAUACAUAUAUAUACAUAUAUAUUUAUAUAUAUACACACACACACAAUUUUAAGUGGGCAAUUCAUUAACACCUUUCAAGCAAAAAUGAUGGCAACUAUAAGAAGAUGUUUAAAACCUAAGCAUGAAAGUUGGAUAUGCUGGUUUGCCUUUUGAAAGAGCAUAAGUACAAUAUUUAAGGUUAUAGCAUUUCAAACAUGUGGCAUUAGCAUCGGGAGUGUGGCUACAAUUGAUAAAAUGAGACGUCAGACAUCCUAAAAUCAGAUUUGAACUCUGAUAUUCUGGUGAAUAAGCGGGAUCUGAUUUUAUUGUCCCGUCGUGAGAAAUCUGUCUGCUGUGUUUCGUCUACAUGUUCCGUCCUCUGCUCUUCCUCCUCUCUCGUCAACUUUUAAUGAACAUUAAAGGUUAAACAGAAAACAAAGACAAGCCGGACGCACUCGUUCGGUUGCGGUGUGAACACACUCUUCACUCUUUGAACUUGACAAGAACGAUAAUUCAGUUCUCUGAAAUUGGAGAAGAAGAAUUAUCAGAUCUACUUUCUUUUCUUCUGAGUGACUGUGCAUUAAUAUGAAUGCAGCAUAAAUAUGUGGCUUUGACUUCUGGUCUGGCUGUGCAGCCUCCCAAGGCUGGUGUUACUUUAUUCUUGCCACAGUUAAGAAGGUACUCUGUAGCUAAUGCCCCAUCGUCUGUGCUUUUGUUUCAGUUUAUUUAUACAGUAAAGAAAAUAAAACACAUUUCACAUUUAUUUCUAUCACUGCAGACAUCAAGAAUGGGCCAAAUAUUUGAUAUAAAUGGAUUUUCUUUGCUUUUAUUUAGCCAUCAACGCCUUCCUUACUUCCUGUAAAGUAUUAAUCUGGAGCAUUUAAUAUAUCUGAUUAAAAUUUCUCUUUUGCAGACACAAGAAACUGGAAACUCUAUGAGUGUCCAUCAUUUCCUUUCUCUGGACUGUGAUGUUAAAAAUGACCCAAGAAGCUCAUACAGCUCAGACUUGAAAGAUGUGUGGUACUGUACCAGACCACUUUUAUACAUUUUUGUGUGUACGGAUGAGCACAUCAUCACACAUCCUGUGUUUGUUCUCACACCCCUCUAUUACAAGCUUCUCACCAGCAUUUUUAUGGCCUUUAUGCAUAGUAUUUAAGAACAAGGGCAUCAUUUUUUUCACUUUCUUUUUUGUUGUUGCACAUUUGAAGCGAGUGCAUGAUGCAUGUCUAUUGUCUCUUGAUCUUGAUUCUUUCAAUUUCUGACCAAGCUAGUGCAGAGGAAAUCAACAGACACAUAAAAAAAAGUCAGUGGUGGGUUUUAGACUACAUAGGGUCUAACCACAAUUUCCACCUACAAAUACAAGUAACUAAAACAGCACAAACACACACUCACAUGCAUGCACCCACCAUCAGUCAAAGCCUUGAGUCUUGAGACUAAAUUGUGGAAUGUGUGAUUACCACGACUGACAUCACUGUCUGAAUCCAUUAAGAUUUGAGGCCUGUCCUCAUUAGCAUCAUCAUGCUGCUGUUUGGGAAACUCUUAUUUGAUUGGCAGGUAUUAACGAAAAUGUAGUAUUGGUUGGUCUUUUGGUCUCAAUCCCAACACAACAAACAAGCACACAGCAGCCCCGACAGCACAUGUAUUUUUGUGAAAUGUAUAAUGUUAUGUUUAUGUGCCGGACAUGCUGAUGUGUUCUUACCUGCUACUGUUGCUGAACUGGACGGCGUCAUACAAAAACAUUUUUCUAAUAUUCUGUUCCCCUCGUGCUUGUGAACAGGAUGGACAAAACAUGAACACAUUAAUGCAGUACAGCACAACAAAACCAUAACCACAGAUUGACACGCUGAGUCGUCUAAAGACAGAGCUCUUGUAUUGUAUUGCAAACUGUAGGUGAACCAAAUAAAAUCUGUGUAAACUACCUAAAAUGAGUCAACAAUUAACAAAUAGGAAAACAGCAUUACACCAAUAAAGCAUACAACUUUGCAAAUCAGAAAUAUCUGAAACUCUUACCUUUAAGUCUUAAAUACUGACUGAAAACAGCCUCUACAUUUUUUUUUACUUAAUUUGAUUUACUUUAAUUUAACUCAAUUAAAAUUUUAAUCAUAUUAAAAUUAUUGUACUUUUCCAAGGGAACUGCAACGGCUGGUUCUUGCUCCUCCCACUCAGGUUACGUGUUUUCUCGCGUGGCCUUGCC
This is a messenger RNA of Chelmon rostratus (copperband butterflyfish), 3337 nucleotides long. RefSeq lists its product as uncharacterized. The transcript is spliced from 6 exons. The coding region runs from base 107 to 865 and encodes 252 amino acids. NCBI's taxonomy places the organism in Eukaryota, Metazoa, Chordata, Actinopteri, Chaetodontiformes, Chaetodontidae. The record is from RefSeq and is a predicted model, not a curated record.